Molecule: messenger RNA, 1178 nt
Organism: Trichomycterus rosablanca
Lineage: Eukaryota; Metazoa; Chordata; Actinopteri; Siluriformes; Trichomycteridae
Product: histone H3.v1-like
Exons: 4
Coding region: 26-1039 (337 amino acids)
Source: RefSeq, a predicted model, not a curated record
CGAGCUUCGUAAAGUCUCCGGCCUGAUGUCAGGAUAUUUUAUAUCCAUGUCCGGACAUCGGGCCAGGGUGUUAAAGAACCUAAAGGUGUCGGAGGUUUUGGACGCACAGACGGAAGGCGAGCACGUCACCAUAGACGUGCAGGAGCACAAGUGCCUCACGUUGUCUGAGCUGCGCUGGUUCGAGGGCCUGCUGGCAGUGAGGCAGAGGUUCCAGGGUAGCGGGUCACCCUACUUCUUCUUCUCCUCCUCGGGCGGACGGUGUAAGAAGCUCCUUCACUACUUCAAGAGCGAGUGGACUCGCAUGGGGUUCGGAGGGAGCUACACGUUCCGGAAUCUCCGGACGUCGACGGUUCACCACAUCAAGAACCUGAGCCCCCACGUCAGGCGUGCCGUCCACCAGGCCACGUGCCAUUCAGAGGACGUAGCUUCCAAGUUCUACGUUCCUCUGAACACGGUCCAGGAGGCCGCUAACGUGCAGCGGCUGAUGGAGCAGGAGGAUGAGGAGGAGCAGCAGCAGGAGGAGAAGGAGGAGCAGCGGCGGAAGCAGCAGCAGGAUGAGGAGGAGGUGGAACUGCAGGAGAUGCAGGGGUUAGCGUCGGAGGAGGAGGAUGACGAGUGUGCUCGGGCCCACUGCAGCCGGACCACCGGAUUCGGAGUGGACCCUAGGACGCCACCCGGCGUUCACUCAAAGUGCCAGCGGAGCCUCCUGAUGAAGUUCCUCAAGCUCGAGAGAGUGCCGCGAUCCAAGGCGCGAUCCCAGGCGCCCGUCCACAAGCCCAGGCCCCCGGAGCCUCAGCCCGACAGUCCGAUGCCCGGGAGGAAGUGCUCGAGAAAGACCAGGGUCUACGUGGAGUCCUCCUCGUCUUCGGACGCCGAGGAACCCCGCCUGCCCCGCCACGCUCCGGUUGAGGGAGCUGGAGGAACGCCUGAACCUGGUUCCUCAGGGCGCGUGCCCCCGGUCCGACUGCCAGGACACCCUUUUGGAGCUGGCCCGCCUGCAGAGGCUCGUCUCCCACAGCCCGAAGGUUAUGUUGCGUAAGAAGUUCUCGCGGCGGGAUAACUUCUCAAAGACAGACCCUCCCGUCUACGAGAACUUGCUCCAGGAGUUCCUGGAUUCUAUAUGCGGAACGGACCCCUCAAAGAAGAAGAUGGAGAAUGCCAAGGGGUGCGUGAGCCAC